Messenger RNA from Eruca vesicaria subsp. sativa (arugula), 1919 nucleotides. The record is from the annotation of a GenBank genome assembly. NCBI's taxonomy places the organism in Eukaryota, Viridiplantae, Streptophyta, Magnoliopsida, Brassicales, Brassicaceae.
AAAAACGUCUACAAUAAAUAAUGCGUCGUCGGUUCGUUUUCUUAUUAAAUAAUCCUCCGAAACUCAAAAAAAAUUCAACGGAAAAGAAGAAGCGGAGAGAAAAGAUGACGAGCAAGAUUCUGGUGAUCGGGGCGACAGGUUACAUAGGAAAAGUCUUCGUGGAGGGAAGCGUCAAGUCUGGCCACGCCACUUUCGCUCUGGUCAGAGAAUCCUCUCUCACCGAUCCUGUUAAGGCCAAACUCGUCGAGAGUUUCAAAGAUCUUGGCGUCACCAUACUCUACGGAAGCUUAAAUGAGAAAGAGAGCUUGGUGAAAGCUAUUAAACACGUAGAUGUCGUGAUUUCUGCUGUUGGUCGGACCCAGAUUCUAGAUCAGGUCAAUAUCAUCGACGCUAUCAAAGAAGCUGGAAAUGUCAAGAGAUUCUUACCUUCGGAAUAUGGCAACGACGUGGACCGUACGUUAGCCAUUGAACCGGCGCUAUCGGAAUUCAUCAUGAAAGCUCAGAUACGUCGUGCUAUAGAAGCCGCGGAGAUACCUUAUACGUAUGUUGUCACGGGUUGCUUUGCUGGUUUUUUCGUACCUAGUUUGGGUCAGUGUCACUUGCGUCUCAAGUCUCCUCCUACUGAUAAAGUUUCCAUCUACGACAGUGGCAAUGCCAAAGCUAUUAUCAACACUGAAGAAGACAUUGUUGCAUAUACAAUGAAAACUGUUGAUGACCCGAGAACACUUAACAAGAUCCUCUACAUCCACCCGUCCAAGAAUAUUGUCUCGCAGAACGAUAUGGUCAGUUUGUGGGAGAGAAAGAUCGGUAAGACUUUGGAGAAGACUUAUGUUUCAGAGGAAGAACUUCUCAAAAGCAUCCAAGAGGCUGAACCUCCAAUGGAUUUUGUGAUGGGAUUGAUCCAUAUGGUACUAGUGCAAGGUGACCUUACCUCCUUCACUAUAGACCCUUCUGUUGGAGUCGAGGCUUCCGAACUUUACCCUGAUGUCAACUACAUGAGCGUCGAUGAGUUUCUCAACCAGUUUGUUUGAGAACAAACAACAUCCUUUUAUCUCCCAUGUACUGUUUUAAUAAUCUGAGAUCAUUUUAGACGCUAAUUAUAUCUCAAAAAGAGCCUUAUUUGAUUGAUAAAUUUGAUACAACACAAAACAUAACAGGUCCAAGAACAUUAUUUUACUAAUAGACAACAUAAACCUUGAACCACAUCAUACAUCACACAACAGAUGGAACUAGUAGUUUUUCUUUUAGGGGUUAACCUUAUGUUCCCAUCCUGCAAUCACAUACUUCUCCUCAGUCUUCGUUUUCUCAAACGAGUCAAGAGAGAACAAAGCUUUCAUGUAUCCAUGAACAUGUGGCAAGCUCUCAGGGACAGACCAGCUUUUGUAGUGACCAAGAGCGACCUUGAGAUGGUAAAGCUUUGGUGCUAAGCUUAGAUCCACCGCACUGACUUUCCCACCGGCGAUGAAAGGACCGUCAUGAGUCUUGAGAUGAGUCUCAAGAGCUUCAAGCUCAUCAAGCAGGGCCUUCUCUGAUCCGUCGCUGGAGUCUUUGCUCUUCAAGAAAGUCACGAAAGUGCUGAAGAUUUUGGAUCCAACGGAGGCAAACUCAGGAGGGGUUUUGAGAGAUGGCUCGGGGUACUUCUCCUCGAGAAUGCUGGUGAUGACGUCGGAAUCAGAUACCCACUUGUCGUCCUUUUUGAGGACUGGUACUUUCCCUUCAGGACUAAUGGCUAAGAACCUAUAUAAACCAAAGACAGCUUUUGGUUAAGACAAUGGUCAACAGUUAUAAAUCUAGCGACAAAGAACUCUUUUUUUUUAGACAAAGUUAAAAAAAAAACGGAUGAACAAGUGAAACAAGCUUAGAUCGAUUUAAGGUUAUGGGGGGUGAGAGAAACUGACCAUUGAGGUUUGUCGGAGAUG